Messenger RNA from Girardinichthys multiradiatus, 5680 nucleotides. RefSeq names its product zinc finger, CCHC domain containing 14 (gene zcchc14). Bases 871 to 4083 code for a protein of 1070 amino acids. Gene Ontology annotation, molecular function: nucleic acid binding; protein binding; zinc ion binding. Lineage: Eukaryota; Metazoa; Chordata; Actinopteri; Cyprinodontiformes; Goodeidae. The record is from RefSeq and is a predicted model, not a curated record. The transcript has 14 exons.
UUUACAUGAACAAACUGGAAUCUGUCAGACAAAUAAGAUUUGUAAUGAUAUGUUAGCUGCAAAAUGCAAAUAUAACCAGUUUUUAUAAAGAUCCAAUAACUCAUGAGGUACUUCCGAGGGCCAUGAGGAGAAAUGUGUAAUAACAGAAUAGCGGAAAUCCCUCUGCACCAAUCACGAUACAGGACUUCAUUAAAGACGGACGCUCCAGCCAAUCAGGGGAGAUCAUACCUCUCGGUGGGUCUGACCUGUUGCCAGAUCUGGGAUAAUGUUCUCCACAGCUGUUUUUUUCUCUCUUUCUGUAGUCAUAGCAGGAUUAGGGCAGGAUUAAGCCUCCAGUUUGUGGACAGAAAAUGAACCUUUAACGGUGAGACUUUUGUGCACAGCAGUGUCUGAUUAGGUAAUCUCUCUAAAAUGUUCACAUGCCAUUCCCAGCUGCAGCGGGCUGUAGCCCCUCGCUGCUCCGGGUUUGUUUUUAAGCUGGGACCAUGAGGACGCUCGACCCCGAAGUCUCUGCACGGUUCGGCGUCUCCUUGAGUGAGAUGGAGUGUUUAAAACUUGGUGGUCUUUCUGCAACAACAGUGUGAGGAGGUGUGAAGUCCGAGCGGCGGAGGGGGGCACGGCGAAGAGACUCCUGAACCGAAACCAGUCCGGCGACCAGGCUUCAGGAGAGCCGACCCUCCGGGAAUUACUCUAGUUGAAGUCCGUAAACAAAAGAAACGUUUGUUCUUCUUUCGUUUCCUGCUGUGGGAACAAACACUGACCUGGAGGAGUUCGGAGAAAGUUUAAAAGUUCCGGAGCGACGCGGGCGCGCGCUCCCUUUGAUGUGAGCGUCGACAGGUUUUACUGAUCCAGGUGAUUCCAGGUGUGAGGAUGGUGGAGAGCCGGAGCUGCGUCCAGAGAGAGGGGGUGUACCGCUGGUUCUCCACCCUCACCUCCGCUCAGAGAGCGGAGUUCCUCUACGGCCUGUUGGACCUCUGCGUCCCCAUCGAGCUCCGGUUCCUCGGGUCCUGCCUGGAGGACUUGGCCCGCAAGGACUACCAUUCCCUGCGGGAUGCGGAGAUCAAAGCCAACAACCCCGCAGACCUCUCGGGCCUCACCAACGUCACGGACGAGGUGGUUCGCAGCAAAUUACUAGUCUCCCUGGCUCUGCUGGGCACGGAUAACCGGGAGGCCGCGGGGGUACUUUACCGCACCCUGACCCACAUCGACACGGUGAUCAAUAACUAUGGGUUGGCGCUGAACGACGGCAGGACGGAGGAGCAGUUCCUGCUGCUGUUCACCAUGGCCUCCAACCAUCCGGCCUUCAGCUUCCACCAGAAGCAGGUGCUGAGGCAGCAGCUGGGCCAGAUCCAGGACAUCCUUCAGGCUAGCAAAGAAGGUGGAGAAACAGCAGCAGAACCUGGCAGUGAUGGAGCUGCUGUUUGUUACGCUCAGCCUCAUCACCAUCAGACCAUCUCCAUGCCCCAGGCUUCCCUGCCCCCCUCUGCCUCCAUCUUGCCUAACGCCAGCGCCAACUACCUGCCAACCUGUUGCUGGCACAAGAACCAGACCAGAGAGGCCUCGCCAGGGUCAGGACCACCCUCCGGUACUGCAUCAGGACACGAAGAGCAAGAACUCCGUUCUCCUCCACCGACCCAUCCGCAGAUCCUGGAUACCCCGAACAGGAACCACCAGGAGAAAACAGGAAAAGCUGUGAUUGAACGGGUGGUGCUGAGAAGGGUGACGCACAAGUCAGAGAAUGGCAGCGAAUAUUUGUUUGAGGUGGGCAGGUCUGAUGGUUUUACAUCAUCUGUUGUCAGAACUCAACAGGAGGUGGCUGAGAUGACAUCCCAGCUUUCACAGGUGUUUCCUGAUGAUGGACUGGAGAAGUUCCUCCCUCAGUCCUCAGAGGUUGACACCAGGUGUCUGCCUGCUCUACCCAGCCAUGUCCUGCAACACCACACCGUCCAGCUGUUCUUCACCUCCAACAGGCCUCUGUCAUCCAACUGCCCCUUGUCUCCCCCCUCUGCCAGAAUACCUCCGCCUUCUUCUUUUCCCAGCAGUCCUGGAGCUUCCACCUGCCCGCUCACUUCCAGCUCCAAUACCAGCUGUAUGGUCCAGUACAGAGGAGCUAACAGGGCGGUGUACCGGGUGGCCAGUGUCCAGCCCGUAGUCAGCACCCACAGCUCCGUCUUGACUCGUUCCCUCCCUCACCUGUCAUCCCUUAUGUCUCCCCCCAUUCCUCCUCCCCAACACACUCCGCUGCCUCCCUCCAUGCCCCCUCUUCCCUCGAGGAGCUCUGCAGCCGGUGGAGGCGACACGUCCUCUUCGCUGGUUCACAGCCAGCCUCACUCAUACCCACAGCCCCUGCAGCACCAUCUUCAUCCACAAACCAGCGUUCAACCCAGUAUGCAGUCCCUGCACCCGUCCCAUUCCCAGCAGGUACCCCACUCACAUUCCCUGCCCCGCUCCCAGUCCCACCCAGCACAGUUACCACAGUCCCAGCCCAACACUCCGGAGCAGAACGGCAUCCUGGACUGGCUGCGCAAACUUCGGCUCCACAAGUACUACCCAGUUUUCAAACAGCUCACCAUGGAGGAGUUUUUAGCUCUGACAGAGGAGGACCUCAACAAGUACGACUUGACCCAGGGAGCAAAGAAGAAACUCAAGACUCAGCUGGAACUUCAAAAAUCAGCAGACAGGGAGAUGAAGAUGGAGAAGCGGCCCUGCAGCGGCAUCGCCAGAGUGACACCUUCCAGUCACAUGGGAAUCUCAGCUCCCCCCACCUCCACUGCAGGGGAGCUGCAGGUGGAGGUGGAUGGAGUACCACAUCAUCUGAUGUCCACAGACAGAAGCUCAUCCUCUGGAUACUCCUGCUCCUCUUGGAUGCCCCUCUGCUGUGACUCAGCCUUUGACAGGACCAGAGACGUUCUGGGGCGUGUUUCAGGUUCGAACCCACUCAGUGGUACAGAGAAGGACCGCUUCAUCUUGAACUCCAGUUGUACCAUGGGUUCGGGUCGUCCCACAGCCCAAGUUCUUCCCGUCCAGACUGAUCCAGCUCCUCCUCACCUGCCUUCCUGCUCUUCCCAUUUACCCUUCAACCUCCUUCAGACUCUCUACCAACCGCAGCCCAGUUACCCUCAGUCUGUCCCAAACCCAACACGCAUACGGUCCUCCCCACGUAAACCCCGUCCCUCUCCGCUUUGCACUGAUGACAGGACUAAGCCACUGGCUGUGAUUGCAGUCGGAGCAGGUUCCAGUUUAGGGUCUGGAGUAGGGGUGGCGGCCAGGCUGGAGAACCAGUUUACUGGUCUCAGCAUAGAUGGUUCCCCUGGACCUCAGGAGGCUGCAGUUUGUCGUAGGCGGACUGGGGGUGCCGUGGGUCUGAUGGUGGAAACCAGCUCUGCUCUGACCUCCACCUCCAACAGCCUCCACCAUGUCUCCCAGCCGCCCCUGCUCUUCCACCUCUCCUCCUCUCCAACAGGAUAUCACAUCUGCCCCCCCACCUCAUCCUCCUGCACCUCCUCCAUGUCCAUCAACCCAACUGCUGCAGGCCCCGGGAACCCUUACUACCAGCCUAAAUCCAGCCCCGCCCCGCCCACCUCCGGUGCCCCCUCUACGGAUCAGAGUUUAGCUCACAACGCCUCCAUGUGUGUUUGCAGCUCCUGUGGUUGCCAUGGUAAUUGCAGCCCCUAUGGAGCGUUGCCGGGAUACGCAGCCACUGGUUACCUGCAGCCAUUCUCAGCUGGACCUUCCGUGUUCACACUGGGACCCCUGCUCCACCUCAGUCCGCUCAUCGCCUCUUCCAGUGCCACCAGCCCCGGAGCCCCGCACUUCUCAUACCCCAUGAUGGUCCCGCCUUCACUCUACCCGCAGAGUGUCACGUGUCAUGACCAGCAGCAGGGCUUUGGGUUCUAUCAGCCACAUGGCACUGUGGGAAAUGGAGGCCAGAAACGGGCAGCAGGGAAGAUGUCCUGCUAUAACUGUGGUGGCGGCGGACAUCGAGCGGAGGACUGCAAACAGCCGCAGAUGGAUUCAGUGCCGCAGGGAACAUUUCGGCUGAAGUUCGCUCCUCACUCUCAGAGUAAGGACUCAGGGGACUAAACCAUCAAGAGACAGGGAUGUUUGAACUGUCAAACUGCUGAGAAGGCUUUUACCUGACGUUGCUGCAAAGAACAAGGGACAAUUUGGCGAGCCUCUCAUCAUUCCUUCAGCACUGCUUAUGGAGAGAUGAGAGGAGGACACAACAGAAGAGAUUUUCCAUCGUCAGGGUCACUCAGCUUUGAUAUGAUCUCCUCAGAUACAGGCAGGAGCUUCAGAACUCGAUUAACUCUAUAGGAAGACCUAUGGGUCUUCCUCACCAUAGUCUCAGAGGCAAGUUCUCAGCCAAACCUUGAAGUAUUUAAAGUUGUCUGGAUGGCUCACAAACCAAAGGCAGUUCCCUUUCUAAAAUCUCUCUCUGGGUUUUCAGUUUUUGGAUUCUGUAAUUUCAGUAUUGUCCUUCAUCUUACAGCUCAUCUUUGCCCUAAAAUAAGCUUUUAGUUGGCCACUUUUCACACAAACAAGACAACAUUAUACUGAAAAGAGAUUUUUAAGGUCGAUCCAACUCAACGAGGUAUUCGGGUGACGACUAUUUUAUUACUUCCAAUAAAAUUCUUUAAAGUUUUAAAACAGUAGUUGGAUCAACAUUUGUGUGGACAUUACAGCCAUGACACAUCAGGUUUGAAUGCAUCCAGUUUAACUUUGAUCAGAGGGUGAACUGGAAGCUUCCAUCUGCAGAAGUUUGUGCAGUUGAAACAUGAUGGAUGGACAGAUUGAUCAAUGCCAUGAUAAAAUCUGUAAUAAGCACACAGCGUAAGAUUAGAAGUGCUCACUUUCAGCAGCAGUAAACAGCGUCUUAUUUCUCUGUACAGUAAGAAUUGUUGUGCGCCUUUCCAUGGCCUGAAAAGUUCACCUCUGCAGCCUCUUCAUCUCAGAGCUGAGCUGAAGGCAGGAUCAGUGUGUGUGACGUUUACAUUGACGUGCUGAAACAUUUCAAAGUGCCAACUUUCUCCAUAUUCCUUUUUUCUCUCACUUUUUAAAAUAUUGACAGGAGUCUUCGUAACCUGAGUUUCGCUACGUUUCAGAAAGUAACGAUGCUCAGGUUUCUCUUGUCUGUGUGCGAAGAUGGGCCAGGAUUCUGGGCAGGACCCCGAUAAGCUCUGCAGACAGAAGGUCCGUCAUGCGAUCCCUGUCUCUGCACCCCCGGAGGGCGCAGAGCAGGGAAAAGAACUUACUUAAAGUACUAAACGUCCAGUAUGUGGAAUAACUUCUGCCUGAAAUGAAUAAAAAGUCUUUUUACUUUUUAAUUCAAGAAGUGUUUUCGGGCUCCGAAGAUUGUAUAAUAGAACAAAUUUUAAGAUUCUGGUUUUGUAGAUUCAAACCAGCGUAUUUGGGGAAUCUCUGAAACUUUUAGCGUUUUUGCUUUUGUUGGGUUUUGUUUGUUUGUUGGGCAGCAGAGCUCAGUAAACUGCUGCUCCAGCAUGCACGUUUAUCUGAUGUUACCUUUUAAGAGAUUUCAUUUGCAAACGUUGCAGCAGUUUGUCAGAACCUCAGUUGUCUGGAGUUCAGAUUUUAUAUUAAUAGAAAAUAUUUUAAAAACUGAACAUUAUGAUAUUUGAGGAAAGAUGUUUAAAUAAAAGAUAGUUUUGGUUCAAUCUUU